AUGAAAAACUACGACAAUUUUAAUUCCAACGACGUUCGUUGUUGUGAUAGUGAUACAUCUGAUGUUGAAUUGAAUGAUGUUAAGGAUGACAGUUAUUCAGUAUCUAGUGGGUAUCAAAGUUCAAAUGAUGGUGAUAGCGCUGAUAAUACUUACAAUGAUGAUCUAGUUAAAGUAGAUGUAGUUGUAGGUGAUAGAUUGGUGAAUAUUAACUCCAUUAAUGCUGAUGAAAUUCGUGCUAUGGAAUUUGGUAUUGUUGAUGAAGCUUAUGAAUUUUAUUAUCGGUAUGAUAAAUGUAAAGGUUUUUCCAUUAGAAAAAGUGAUGUUAGGACAAUAAGGCCCGAAGGUAGUAAAAUAACAGUAAUGAGGCUGUUUCUAUGCAAUAAACAAGGUUUAAGAGAGAAUAAAUACUUAUAUAGGAUUGAUAGGGAAAUAGAUCACAGACGUUUGACCCGUACUAAAUGUCUGGCUAGGCAUCAUGUGCACUAUAAAGCCAAAAAAGAUAGAUAUGUAGUGUUAGUUUUUGAAGAGACUCAUAACUAUGAAUUAACCCCAUCUAGAUUUGUGCACUUACAUCCCAUUUAUCGUGAAAUUUAUGAAGCAGAUAGAGCUCAAAUUGGUGGUCUUCAGUCACAUGAAAUUAGAAAUUGUCAUAUAAUAGAGUACACACUACAAUGA
Vicia faba (fava bean) is the source of this 675-nucleotide messenger RNA. Lineage: Eukaryota; Viridiplantae; Streptophyta; Magnoliopsida; Fabales; Fabaceae. The record is from the annotation of a GenBank genome assembly.